GUAUCUGGGGUGCUGGGAGGAGAGAAGAGGUGCCUGUCUCCAUUUUAUGGCCUCAACAAACUAAGUGCUGUGCCCCAGUUCUCGUCAGAGAUCCCUGAAAAAGAACGUCUUCCCAUCCAUUAACAUACCUGGAAAGAUACUGGAACUCCUUAUUAAACAAUCAGUUUGUCAGCACCUACAGGACAAUUUGGUUCUUAGGACUAGUGAGCAUGGACUUGUCAAGAACAAAUCAUUCCAAACCAAUCCUAGCUCCUUCUUUGGCAGGGUUACGGGCCUAGUGGAGGUGGGUAAACAGUAGAUGUGAUCCAUCUUGGUGUUAAUAAGGACAUUCUCACAAACAAACUAGGGAGAUGUGGUCUAGAUGCAAUUAGUAUAAUAUGUGUGCACAGAUGGUUGCAAGCCCGUACUCCAACAGCCCAGAACCAAACAGCAGGAAGCAGAUCAUGCAAUGAACUCCUGCCAGUGCGUGUAGAUUGCAUUACAUGCACCCCUGUGCGGGGAGGAGGAGCUGCUCUGGCUGGGGCAGGGAUGGGGAGGGACCAAACAGGCUGGUUAGUGAGAGGCUGCCUUGACCCCAGACUCACACCCGCUCCCCGCUCGGUUCCAGGGUGGCCAGGCUCCUGAGGAUGUUCAGGAAGAAGGCUCUGCAGGUGGCCCCAGAGCCUGAGGGAAGCAGCUGCCAUCUUCCCCUGGAGCAGAGCGGCCCCUCCGUCCCCGCUGGCAGGGAAGGAGCUCCCGGCCGUGCCAGGAGGUGGAAGUGCCCAGCCUUCUGGCGGAGAAAACCCGCUCCCAGCGCAGGCGCCGAGGUGGGAGAGGCCAGGUCGAAAUGGAGCUGGGCCAGGCUGCGGCUGGGCAGGCAGGACCCAGCGCAGGAGGGGAGCCGGGCAGGGUGACUCUGGGGCAUGUUGUGUGGGCAGCAGCAGCCCCAGAAGCCCAGUCCUGAUUCCCAGCAGGAGGCAUUGCCCUGCCCGGUCAGUGAGGACCUUCCAGCCUCCCCAGGGCAGGAGGUGGAGGAUCCCUGUUCCACCACCAGCAGCUCGGCCCGCUCCCCAUGGGACAGCAGCAGUGCCUGGGACUCGGGCAGCAGCGAGGCCGAUGGACGCCGCUGCUUUGUUCUAGGAGGAGGCCCAGCAGCUCGUGUUCCUGCACGCCAUCCACCCCGCGUCUCGCUGCACAGCAGAGAGGGCAGGACACAUUGGAGCCGCACUGCUGCAAGGCGGCUGUGGCGGAGAGGAUUGUGCACCAUGACACCUGCCCUGGAGCCAGAGCUGGAGACCCACCUCCUCCGAGCUGCCCUGCACGCCGUCUUCACCCUGGGCAUGGAGAAGGACACCACCCAAGUGCAGGAUCUGCCUAGGGUCUUGCCAGACCUCCUGGACACCAUGCUGGGGAACCUGCUGGCAGAGUCCCCAGACACCGACAGGCUCCAGUACAUCUUGGAGCACAUUAACUACUGGAUCGUGUCCAGGGUGCCGCGAGAGAGAGCCAGGGCCGUUAAGAGCAGCACGGCCCUGCUCAGAUUCACCAUCACCCUCCCUGAGUUUGACAACUCAGCGGAAUUCCCCAGGAUGGGUCACCACAUGGCACAGCUAGCUCUGUCCGUCAGUGACCCAGCCAAGGACAUCAGCCGGCAGGCCAGGGAGGGGGUUUACCAGCUCUACCACCUGCUGCUGCACCAGAGGGGUAAGGAACCCAGCUGGGAAAUGGCACCUGCUAGAAGAGUGAGACUGGGACCCCAGCCAAUUUCUCUCAGACUGACCCCGGCUGGAGGAUGAGUCUCUCUAUCUCUUUCUGUGUUCCACACCACGCCCUGCAAUUCUGUUGGGCCGGGCACGCAGCGAGGACUCUGCCCACUGUGCAGCCACCAAUGGGAUUGGAAGGACACAAGCUCUGCAACCAGAAGGACAAAUGUGUGUGUGUGUCUCUCUCCCUGUCACCUACUCCCUCCUGGGGGAAACCCAGCAGUUGAUGGGGGACAAGGUGAGCAGCUGCAUUAGACUCAGGAGAUUGGGGCGGGGCCCAGGCCUCCUUCCCAUCCUGUGGCCAUUCGCUGGCCUGGCACAAGGAGCCUGGUGGGGAAUGAAAGGGAGAGCAGGUGCUCCUGGGAAGGGAGAUGAAUUCACCUCCAUGAGCAGGAGCGAGCCAGCUUGUCCCUGGAGCAGCUCCAGCCCAGCUCUUUAGCCAGGCUAAUUAAUGAAAAGCUUUGCCUCAUCCCAGACUUAUGUUCUUAGGACAGGGUGCUAUCGCUCUUGGGAAGGGCAGGAGAGUCCCCCAAGUGCCCUCUGCGAGACUCUCCUGUCCCACAGGGCCGCACCCAAUUCCUAGUGGUCUGGUGUCUGUGUUACCCGAGCCACCACCCAGAGUUGCUCCCAUCACUGGCAGCCUGGGAGGCCAAGGACUGACGGGUGAUGGCGUCUGACCAGGCAGGGCUGAGGCACAUGGGAAGGUGACGCUUGUCCUGCUGCUGGCAAGGCUGGACCCGUUCUGGAGAGAACAGGAGGAUUCAGUCAGCAGUAGGGUUACCAUGUCUAAUAAAUAAAAAAAGAGGACCCUCCACGGGCCCUGGCCCCGCCCAUUUCCCCUCCC
Molecule: messenger RNA, 2586 nt
Organism: Trachemys scripta elegans
Lineage: Eukaryota; Metazoa; Chordata; Testudines; Emydidae
Product: maestro heat-like repeat-containing protein family member 1
Exons: 6
Coding region: 903-1775 (290 amino acids)
Cellular component (GO): cytoplasm
Source: RefSeq, a predicted model, not a curated record